ACCAGUGAGAGAAACUGCGCUGCUCAGAGUGACGUCUAAAAGGUCCUAGUCGCGGAUGGCGCCUGCGCUGCGGAUAUUCAGAACCGCAGUUCGCCUCCUAGGCAGAAUACCCAUUGACUCAGCCGUCAUCUUGUCCUACAUUUAACAACUCUUCUUCACUUCUACUCAUUCCAUUCUUUUGCCUUCUCUGUCGUCCUUCACGUCUGCCGUCUUGCCCUUGCGGCAACUUCGGCCUUCGUUGUCGUCGUCCAUCAUUUGCAAUGUCCAUGUCUCUCAAGCGGAAAGCCCUCGAUGCCGGCAGUGCUCGAUCGUCGAAGCGUUCGACGCCCGCUCCGGGCACUCCUGUGAGCCUCACCAGCGACGAUGACUACGAAGGAUCCGACACACGAUCGCAAGACGAUGCAAGUGACAGCGAGAAAGAACAUAUUCGAAAGGCAAGAGCCAGAUUAGAUUUCAGCGCGUUCCAAGGCUCAGGCUCGAAGCGGAAACAGGCGCCAUCCAUCUUUGGCGAAAAGGACUUUUCAUGGCUCUCAUUGAAAACGGAUCAUGAAAAUCGUCCUUUAUGGAUUGAUCCCGGCGUCUCGACGGGCUCGAAAAAAGGCCCGAAGAUCACGCUCGAGGCCUUCUCUCCUCUGGCUGCUCAAGCUACCGAUCUGCUUACUACCAUUGCAGAACCACAAUCAAGACCGUCAUACCUCCAUGAAUACAGGUUCACGGAGCAUAGUUUGUAUGCGGCUUUGUCGGUAGGUCUACGUGGUGAAGACAUAAUCCGUGCCUUAGAAAAGCUUUCGAAAACUCCUGUGCCAGAGACCGUAAUCGAAUUCAUCAACAGACAUACCAAAACUUAUGGCAAAGUGCGGCUCGUAUUGCGAAAUAACAAGUUCUACGUCGAAUCUGACGAACGGCCCAUUAUCGACAUGCUGCUCAAAGAUCCUGUCAUCGGUCCUUGCAAAUCCGUCGGCACCGACGUACAAGUCGGCAGAAUUCAGACAAAGGCAACAGUCAUCCAGGGCACCAGUAAUGCCAAGGGCGUGAAGCAAGCAGGUGAAAGCAACGUCGAGAUGCCGAGGGACGAUCCGUCGAAAGAGAAUGAAGCCAUGAUCGCCGCUCUCAGAGACGAGGAAGAUGAAGAAGAUACCUACAAGGAAGCACCGAAUUUCGAGAUUGGAGCAAACAAACGUGAUGUGGUAGCGAAGCAAUGUCUGGACAUUGGCUAUCCUGCCAUAUCGGAAUACGACUUUGCUGGUGAUCAUGAAAAUCCCACACUUCCUAUUGAUCUGAGGCCGUCCACGUCGAUUCGUCCCUAUCAAGAAAGGGCUCUUAGCAAGAUGUUCGGAAAUGGUCGAGGCAAGAGCGGUAUCAUUGUCCUGCCUUGUGGUGCUGGUAAAACUCUUGUGGGGAUCACAGCUGGUUGUCACAUCAAGAAGAGCAUUGUCGUGCUGUGCACUAGUGCCAUGUCCAGUUACCAGUGGGCAAACGAGUUCAAGAAGUGGUCCGACAUCAAAGAAGAAGAUAUAGCGGUCUUCUCUGCAAAUGAAAAGAGACGCUUUACUGGAAACGCGGGUGUGCUGGUCACAACCUACUCCAUGAUUACAGCUGGCGGCAAAAGAGCCUACGAUACUCAGCAAAUGAUGGACUGGGUCUAUGGCAAAGAAUGGGGCUUGAUGAUCUUGGACGAGGUGCAUGUGGUACCUGCCAAGAUGUUCAGAAAAGUCGGUGAGAACAUUCGGGCUCAUUGCAAGCUGGGUUUGACGGCUACAUUACUACGAGAGGAUGACAAAAUCACCGAUCUGAACUUCAUUAUCGGACCAAAACUGUACGAGGCCAACUGGAUGGAAUUGGCUGAUCAAGGUCACAUUGCCAAGGUCCAGUGCGCUGAAGUAUGGUGUCCAAUGUCUAUGGAAUUCUACCAAGAAUAUCAGAAAGAGACGACUCGAAAGCAAGCACUCUAUUAUAUCAUGAAUCCGGUCAAAUACCAAGUCUGCCAGUAUCUUAUCGAUUAUCACGAGAAGAGAGGCGACAAAAUCAUCGUCUUCAGUGACAACCUGUUCGCACUGAAGCAUUACGCGAUAUCUAUGAAAAAACCUUUCAUUUAUGGUGACACCAGCAACCAAGAGCGAAUAAGUAUUCUCGAAAACUUCCAGCACAAUGAAAUGAUCAACACCAUCUUUCUGUCGAAGAUUGGUGACACGUCACUUGAUCUUCCCGAGGCAACUUGUCUGAUCCAAAUCUCUUCCCACUACGGUUCACGACGUCAAGAAGCACAACGUCUUGGUCGGAUUUUGCGAGCAAAACGUCGUAACGACGAAGGUUUUAACGCAUUCUUCUACUCGUUGGUGUCCAAGGAUACUACCGAAAUGGCGUACAGUGCAAAGAGACAAGCUUUUCUCGUCGACCAAGGCUAUGCCUUCAAGACAAUUACACAUCUUGCUGGCAUGGCAGAGAUGAAGGACCUUGCGUACAGAACCAGUGCAGAACGCAACGAACUGCUCGCCCUUGUAAUGCUACAGCAAGAAACAGCAGCAGACGUGGAGAAGAUUGACGACAACAUGUGGAGUCAUCUCAGUGCCGGCAAUAAGCCUUCAGCUGCUGCGAAGAAGAGACUGCAAGUCCGAAGACAAGCUGUACUCAUGGCAGAUGCAAGUGGUGGUGGAACCAUGGCACCCAUGUACCGUGAGCAAGAACGGAGGAGCAAGAAGAGUCAGAUUCCUGAAAGUGAAUGGUUCAAGAAGGAGGCCAGACGUAGAGAAUUGGCAGCCAAGAAGCGCAAGAAGGAGCAAAUGGACGCCCAAAGAGCAGGCGAUGCCUAGGAUUUUCCUGCUGGCGAAUUGGCGAGUUUCGACCUCAUCCUGGUACUCUUGUUUGUCAUCAUGCAUCUGGUCGAACUUCUAUAGCAUGCUCAUCGUUACCAAGAAAAGUUGCAAUAUAGAUUGACAUUAUUGG
Exophiala viscosa is the source of this 2943-nucleotide messenger RNA. Its product is annotated as DNA excision repair protein ERCC-3. The transcript has a single exon. Lineage: Eukaryota; Fungi; Ascomycota; Eurotiomycetes; Chaetothyriales; Herpotrichiellaceae. Gene Ontology annotation, molecular function: ATP binding; hydrolase activity; 3'-5' DNA helicase activity. The coding region runs from base 261 to 2810 and encodes 849 amino acids. Gene Ontology annotation, biological process: nucleotide-excision repair; transcription initiation at RNA polymerase II promoter. Gene Ontology annotation, cellular component: nucleotide-excision repair factor 3 complex; transcription preinitiation complex; transcription factor TFIIH holo complex. The record is from RefSeq and is a predicted model, not a curated record.